GUUCAGGUAAGAAUGCUUUGUAUCCAGAUGCAGAAAAUCGAUUAAAAGCUUGGAUUUUGGAGUUAAGACAAAGUGGAAUUGCUGUUAAUUCAGUUUCGAUUAAAGCUCAAAUGAAAUACUUACUUGAAAAUGAAUUUUUUUCUAAUUAUCCUGGAGCAAUUGAAAAAUUCCAAGCAUCUGACAAGUGGUUUCGUGGGUUUUUGAGAAGACAUGAUUUAGCUCUUCGAAGAAAAAUGAAAAUUUCACAAAAACUCCCUGAACAGCUCAGUGAUAAAAUUAUAGAUUUUCAUAAAUAUAUUAUUAAAAUGAGAAAAAAAAAUAAUUAUGAUUUAUGUCAAAUAGGUAACAUGGAUGAAACUCCCAUUUUUUUUGAUAUGGUUGGAAAUAUGACAGUUGAUUUAAAAGCUUCAAAGACUGUGCAUGUUAGAACCACUGGAAAUGAAAAAAACAGAUUUACUUGUGUUUUAGGUAUUUUAUCUAAUGGUGUCAAAUUACCACCAUUUGUUGUAUUUAAAGGUAAAAGAUUACCUAAAAACUUGCCAAAUGGAAUUUUUGUAUAUAUGAAUGAAAAAGGAUGGAUGAAUGAAGAAUUGACAAAAAUUUGGAUUGAUAGAGUCUGGAAUAACAGACCCAAUUCUUUUAAUCAAAAAUCCUUGUUGGUAAUGGAUUCAUUUGAAGGGCACAAAACUGAACUUGUAAAAGAAAAUUGUAGAAAAUCAAAAUGUGAUUUAGCAAUUAUACCAGGAGGUUUAACUUCUGUUGUCCAGCCAUUAGAUGUCUGUGUCAAUAAACCUUUUAAAGAUAAGCUUAGAAAUAAAUGGAAUCAAUGGAUGACAAGUGGGAGUGCUAGUUUAACAAAAAAUGGAAAUCUUAAAAAACCUGAUUAUGGUGUUAUGUGUCAAUGGAUUAUUGAUUGUUGGAAUGAAAUACCUGAAUCUUUGGUUAUUAAAUCUUUUAAAAAGUGUGGAAUAUCAAAUUUAAUGAAUGGAAGUGAAGAUAAUCUCUUAUAUGAAACAGAAGAUGAAAAUAACAAUGAAGAUAAUAAUGAUGAAGUUGUGAGUAUUGUGAAUUUUUCAGCAGAAGAAUUGGAUGGUGAA
Entrophospora candida is the source of this 1097-nucleotide messenger RNA. Lineage: Eukaryota; Fungi; Glomeromycota; Glomeromycetes; Entrophosporales; Entrophosporaceae. The record is from the annotation of a GenBank genome assembly.